Messenger RNA from Vanessa atalanta (red admiral), 1398 nucleotides. RefSeq lists its product as uncharacterized. The record is from RefSeq and is a predicted model, not a curated record. The coding region runs from base 59 to 781 and encodes 240 amino acids. The transcript has 5 exons. Lineage: Eukaryota; Metazoa; Arthropoda; Insecta; Lepidoptera; Nymphalidae.
ACGCAUUGUGUACGUCUGAGUUGCAGACGCAUGCAGUAGUGCACCGCGCGCAUGCAAAAUGGUAGCGCGUCUCGCGUUCGUCGCGCUCUGCGUCUGCGCAACUUUUGCGCGCGCUGCGCAGCCAGCCGCACGAAUCUUGAUCGACACUUCAGGAUACUAUAGAACCACAGUACGACCACAAAGAAGUGAUAUUGCGAGAUGGUCUACUUCAGAGUUGGUGGAAGACCUUCGAAACACCAAGUCCGACGCGCUGCUUCUGUACACAGAAUAUACAUCGUACGCUGCUGCCGAUCUGAAUGAAUUCCUUAAGAACAUCUCCUCGCUAACUCAGGACACUAUCAAGAAUAUGGAAAACAGGGUCCUGGAUAGAGCUUCAAGGGCGUGUCGUGAUGAAUUCGAAAAGCAUAUAAGAAAAGUAAUAUUCGACUCGCAUCGCGCCGCCAGCUUCAACGGGGAGAAUCACCACAAAUUCUUCCUGGGACACAUGAUCGUGUUCCGGAUGCAUCUGAAUAAGAGCGAAGAUUACAUACGUAGGUGUGAAAGAAUAACCAGAGGUUGUGAAGUUCAAUGCGAAACCUCGCCAAGAAUAAUACGAUGGAAGCGUAUAGCUAUUAGCGAAUUAAAUAGAGUCAAGGAAGAUGUUCUUCAUUCUAGAAGAUUCUACAAGGACUUACUUCUUCAUUCUCGAAGAAAGCUAAAAUGUUUGAGGAGGUUGGCACAAUUGCGAGCCAAAUCUGCAGUCCAGGCGCUGGAACAGUGUGUAUGCCACACUAGUUGUUAAUUAUAAUUAUUUAGAAAGAAUUUAUAACUAAAAUAAAUCUAAAAAAAUCUGUCUUCCAAAAACAAAUAUCAAUCACAUUUUUCUUCUUUCCAAUUUUCAAAAAAUGUAAAUAACUUACGAGUCCGAUAUGUAUGUGUGUAACUCGCCAAUAUAUUAUGUUUUACGAAUAACGACAAACUUCGUCAAGGCUUCAGAAGAUAUAUAUUCAGAAUAUAAGAUAAAAUUAUGAACAAAAUAUAUUAUUAUACCAAUUAAGUUAUUGCUAACAAUAUUUUUAAACAUCAUUCUUAAGGCGAAGACGUUUGAUAUUGCGAAAGGAUUUAUUGUCAAAAUAUAAUUAUUUUAUCUAAUCAUAUGAUUACUAUUAAACACUGAGGGCAUUAAAUGGUCAUAAGGGGGAGAAACAUUGAUGUGUCCUUUUCUUUUGAAUGUCAAAACAGUGAUGCCAGAAAGAGAUAAAUGGGUGUUUAACUAGACAUCUGCUUAACAACUUUUAUAAGUGAGGCAAGUUUGAUUUCCAUUUUGACAACAUUUUCCGUCGUAUGUAGCUAACAUAAAUAACUCAUUAUUAUGAGGAACGAUUAAUAGUAUCAGAUUGCAAUUUAAUAAAUAAUAAU